This is a messenger RNA of Rotaria sp. Silwood1, 1005 nucleotides long. The record is from the annotation of a GenBank genome assembly. NCBI's taxonomy places the organism in Eukaryota, Metazoa, Rotifera, Eurotatoria, Philodinida, Philodinidae.
AUGAAUCGUUUGAUAUUUGUACAAGAUACUAUUUUACUUGUACUUUACUCUUUAACAUCAUUAUUAGCACUUAUUGGUAAUGGAAUUGUAUAUCGAGUAUGUUUACAACGUCGUAAUAGUAUAUAUUCUCAAUCAACAUCACACUUACCAUUAACUACAACAAGUAUAUUUUUACUUAAUCUUGCUAUAGCUGAUGCAUUAUCAGGUUUAACAAUACCAAUUCAAUUUAUAUUUUGUUCAAAAUAUUUUUUGGAAAAAUUUCCUUGUAGUUCAUAUCUAUGUCUAUUAACUAAAUCAAUAGAAAUUCUUGGAUAUAAUGCAUCAACAUUAACUAUAUGUGUUAUUGCUUUUGAUCGUUAUCGUCUUGUAAAUAAUCCAUUACAACAAUAUCAUCGAAUUAAAACUCGUCGUGCUCUUUUCUUUAUAUGGAUUUUACCUGGACUAUUUUCAACAAGUUGUUUAGUAUCAAUGAAAGUUAAUACAUAUUUUAAUUCAUAUCAACAAUUAAUUAGUUGUGAAAUAUUAUUUCCAUUAACAACAAAAUAUUUUUCUAAUGAUUAUAUUCAAAAGAUACGUGCUUUUUGUUUAACAUUUUUAUUUUAUAUUAUACCACUUUUUAUCAAUACGAUUUUAUGUAUAUUAACAAUGCGUACAAUAGCACGUCGAACUAUUAUUGGUGUUUCGAAAUUUCGAACAUUUGAACAAUCACGAACACGUUCAAUACGUUUAUUAAUGGUUAUUGUUAUUGUUUUUGCAUUAUCUCAUUUACCUGUACAUUUUAUUAAUGUACGAGAUUUUUUUAUUUCAUCAUCAAAAGUAUCAAAUGUUCGUUCGACACAAGCAAAUAAAUGUAACUAUUCAACAAUGUAUUUAUUAUUUUAUUGGUUAGGUAGCAGUAGUUGUUGUCACAAUCCAAUCAUAUAUAGUUGGUUUAAUAGACAAUAUCGAACUAUAGCUUUGAACUACUAUCGAUCAAUCGUAUAUUGUGGACGACAGCAAUUAUAA